Molecule: messenger RNA, 888 nt
Organism: Haliotis rubra (blacklip abalone)
Lineage: Eukaryota; Metazoa; Mollusca; Gastropoda; Lepetellida; Haliotidae
Product: cdc25-like protein phosphatase twine
Exons: 6
Coding region: 1-888 (295 amino acids)
Biological process (GO): G2/M transition of mitotic cell cycle; protein dephosphorylation; positive regulation of G2/M transition of mitotic cell cycle
Cellular component (GO): cytoplasm; nucleus
Molecular function (GO): protein tyrosine phosphatase activity
Source: RefSeq, a predicted model, not a curated record
AUGGCUCAUAUAGCCGAGGCUGAUAUCAGCUUUACUGACCUAAAGACCUUGCUCUUUGACAGCCCAUGUGCCUGGAGAAACAGCGACUCCGAAUCAAGUGACAGUGGUUUGGGAUCGCCCGACUCAUUAUCAGAGUGUUCCUCUGAUGGGAGCCCAGUUUCUUUGUGUGGAUCCCUUGCCAGACGUUCACUUUUCCCCUCCAAAAGGCAGCGCGAAGACUUGGAUGAUCAGGAAGAUUCUCCAAUCAAACGUUCAAGACAAGAGCUGAUAUCCUUGGAUUGGGAUUCCGAUGAAGAAGAAGAGAGAACGCGAUCUGCUGUGGAAAAGUUGCAAGCUGCUGACCAAAACCUUAUUGGUGAUGGCACAAGAGUACACACCCUUCCAACGGUAGAGACGAGAAACCACAGGGAUUUGAAGACUGUUACUCCUUCAACGGUUCAGCUACUAAUGAAAGGGCGCUUUCCCGAGAUUAGCGAGUAUCAGAUCGUUGACUGCAGGUACCCCUACGAAUUUGAGGGAGGACAUAUCCAAGGUGCCGCCAAUAUAUACACAGAGGAAGGCAUUUCAGAGCUUAUUAAACGCCCUGCUAGCCAACCGACAGUUUUGAUAUUCCAUUGUGAGUUCUCAUCCGAAAGAGGUCCUAAAAUGAUGCGUCACUUGAGAAGCGAAGACAGACAAGCCAACAGUCACCGUUACCCAGAGCUGUAUUAUCCCGAGGUCUACCUUCUGCAAUCUGGAUACAAGGCUUUCUUUAGUGAGCACAAGGAUAUGUGUGAACCCCAGACCUACGUUCCCAUGCUGCACGCUGAUCACGUGGACGAUUUGAAGCAGUUUCGGGCACGAUCCAAGUCGGGGACAGCAGGCCAGAAAAAGAUGGGAAGAAGAUGA